AUGCUCGCCCCGCUAGCUGCACUCGCUGCACUCCUGUCGCUCUCUGUCGCCGCACAGGACGCGCCCGCCUACCUCGAUCCUCUAGCCUUCUCGCAGCUCCUGUCGUCGAGCGAGAACCGCCACCGUGCCGCCCUCGACGCGUACCGCAUCAACGUCGAGUCGCGUCCGCAGACGAUCGAGCUCGCCCGCAAGGCGAGGGUCUUGGCGGCCGACCUCGAGCGCGCUCACGGCCUGGGGCGGCUCAGGGAGCGCUCACAGGUCGCCCUCGAGCGACGGCAGCAGGGCACGGGCUCGAGGGGCGUCGUCGAGCUGUUCGACUUCUUCUCGCAGCCUCUCGAUGUCAUGAUCUACGGCGCCGUCGAUGUCGGCUCGCCCGCGCAAUCGUUCAACCUCCUGUUCGACACGGGCAGCGCCGACAUGUGGAUCUACGCCGAUGGUACCGGUUCCCGCGAGCCCGAGUGGGACGCUUCGGCCUCGUCGACCGCCGUCACGUCGCCUGCCCUGCCCUGGAGCAUCCGGUACGGCCGCGGCGAGCAGACGGGUUACCUCAACCAGGACACGGUCUCGCUCGGCGGGUACGACGUCAACAACACGAUCUUUGCCGCCGCCAACACGCUCAACGAGGCUUUCACGUACUACCCCAUCUCGGGCCUGUUCGGGCUCGGCUUUGGCGCCAUCAGCGCGAGCGGCUACGCGCCCUGGUUCGAGCGCCUCAUCAGCUCGGGCGCGCUCGCCGAGCAGUACUUCUCGCUCUACCUCACCCGCGCGUCGGACGUCACGACCGAGGCCGAGGGCAGCCUCCCCGGUGCGCAGAUGUGCAUCGGGUGUGUCGACUCGAGCAAGUACACGGGCGAGAUCAACUGGCUGCCGGUCCAGUCCGAGGGCUUCUGGGCCGUCGAGAUGGACGGCUUCGAGAUCAACGGGACGGUCGUCGAGGGCACGGCCGUGCGCGCCGCAAUCGACUCGGGCACGACCCUCAUCCAGGUCCCGCCAGCCAUCGCUCGGGCCUUCUACGCCGAGAUCCCCGGCUCGACCCCGAGCACGACGAUCGAGGGCUCGUACAUCAUCCCGUGCAGCACGCCCUUCUCGUCGCUCGCCCUCGUCUUUGGCGGCGUGCGGUACGAGAUCCCGAGGCGCGACCUGCUGCGCGCCAUCAGCUCGGACGGGCGCCAGUGCGUCUUGACGAUUGCCGAGAGCCAGAGCGAGGACGUCGACGGGACGCCGAUGGCCAUCGUUGGAGAUGUCUUGUACGUCCUCGCGUCCACUCCUAUCCGCUCGAGACGUGGCUCGGUCGUCGACCUCAAGAACGCCUACUCGGUCUACUCGUACUCGCACCAAGGCGCACCCGGUAUCGGCUUCGCGCGCAGCAUCAUCGCCGGCUCGUACUCGAACUCGUCGUUCGGCAGCAGCACGACCGGCAGCGGCAGCUUCACCGUGCCGGCCACCGUCGGUACGCUCAGCGUCAGCGGCGCGCCGGUGCCGACGGUGAGCAGCCGAGCGAGCCGAGGGUCGACGGCGGUCGGGACGGGCACGCUGGGCGCCGGGACGAGCAGCUCGAUCGGCCCCAUGGCUUCCGGCUCGACGGGCACGGGCCAGAACGCGCAGUCGUCGGGCGCCCGCACGACCGUCGCACUCGGCAUCUCACUCGUCGCCGCUCUCUUUGCCUCGUCCCUCCUCGCCUAGCCUCCUCCCCAGUCACAGACACUCUCUCUCGCAUCCACGUCGGACGCCUACGCGCCCUUAUCCUAUCGCGCUCCCGCAUGCCACCCUUGCUCCCCUUCCUCUCGUUCUCUCUCCCUCCUUCCUCGUCCUCCCUCGUUCGUUGUCGCACCCUCAACCGCCCCUGUAGCCUGUCCAUACUACCCUCUCCUCCUGCCUCGCACCCUCCUUCGCUUACCUGCAUCGCACGGCAAGUCGCAUCGUC
Rhodotorula graminis WP1 is the source of this 1924-nucleotide messenger RNA. RefSeq lists its product as uncharacterized. Gene Ontology annotation, biological process: proteolysis. Lineage: Eukaryota; Fungi; Basidiomycota; Microbotryomycetes; Sporidiobolales; Sporidiobolaceae. The coding region runs from base 1 to 1683 and encodes 560 amino acids. Gene Ontology annotation, molecular function: aspartic-type endopeptidase activity. The transcript has 10 exons. The record is from RefSeq and is a predicted model, not a curated record.